UAGGGCCUAGCCACUUUUCUUCAUUGAGAAGUUUUAGACAUGCGCACUCCAUCUCACUUAACCACGCGGUAACAACAUGGCGGCAGGCAGGAUGGAAACAGAGGGUAGAAAGAACAGAGAAAGUGAAUCACACGUAGAAGAAGAAGAACUUGAAGAAAAUGAGGAGGAACCCAAUUUCAGCGAUCCAGAAGAUUACAUUGAUGAUAUCACCGAUGAAGAGCUUUUAGGUGAUGUUCUGCGCAAACGACCUAAGCCUUCUGACAGUGUUGAUUCAGUAAUAAUUGUUGACUGUAUUCCAAAAGUUGGAAAGGAGCGUCUUGAUAAACUAAAAAAUGUUAUUAAGAAGUUAUUUUCUAAAUUUGGUGCUGUGGUCAAUGCAUUUUAUCCACUCGAUGAUGAAGGAAACACAAAGGGGUACAUGUUUUUGGAGUUCUCAUCUCCUCAAAAUGCAUAUGAAGCUGUUAAGAUGACAAAUGGGUACAAACUGGAUAAGCAACAUUCUUUUAAAGUUAACCAUUUUUCUGAUUUUGAAAAGUACAUCAAUAUUCCUGAUGAAUGGUCUCCCCCAGAUCCAAAACCAUAUCAAGAUCUAGGAAAUUUGCGUAGUUGGUUGCAGAACAAGGAGUGUUUUGACCAGUUUAGUGUCAUUUAUGGAGAAGGUGAUAAAACUGCAAUAUUUUUAAAUAGUCCAGAACCCUCAAAAAUGGAAGAGAGAGAUCGGUGGACAGAAACAUAUGUCAGAUGGUCACCUCAAGGUACAUACCUUGCAACCUUUCAUGUGAAGGGUAUAGCAUUGUGGGGAGGUCCAAAGUUCAGCCAAAUAAUGAGGUUUAGCCAUCCUGGUGUUCAGCUUAUUGAUUUCUCACCAUGUGAAAAAUAUUUAGUAACAUUUAGUCCUCUUCAAGAUAGCCAUGAAGAUCCUCAGGCAAUUAUUAUAUGGGAUAUUCGUUCUGGUGUCAAGAAGAGAGGUUUUCAUUGUGAGAGCAGAAGCACAUGGCCAAUAUUCAAGUGGAAUUUUAGUGGAAGCUACUUUGCCAGGAUUGGAGAAGAGGCUAUUAGUAUUUAUGAAACUCCAUCAUUUGGUCUUCUCGAAAAAAAAAGUUUAAAGAUCCCAGCUGUGAGGGAUUUCUCCUGGUCUCCAACUGAUGACAUCAUCGCAUACUGGGUGCCAGAACAAUCUAACACACCUGCUCGUGUAACAUUGAUAGAAAUACCCAGCAGAUUAGAAUUAUGUGUUAGAAAUUUAUUCAAUGUUGCUGACUGUAAAAUGCAUUGGCAGAAGAGUGGUGAUUAUCUUUGUGUUAAAGUUGAUAGAUACAAGACUAAGAAAACGGAUGACAAAGAACAAACAAAAUACAGUGGUAUUUAUUACAAUUUUGAGUUGUUCAGAAUCAGAGAAAAGCAGAUACCUGUGGACAAAGUAGAAGAGAAAGAAGCUGUAUUAGCGUUUGCUUGGGAGCCCAUUGGCAAUAAAUUUGCAUAUAUUCAUGGAGAGGCUCCACGUAUAAAUGUAACCUUUUAUAACAUUCAACCUAAAGGAAAAGUAGAGUUGAUAAAAACAUUAGAGAAAAGGUCAGCAAAUCAUCUUUUUUGGAGUCCUAAUGGUCAAUUCAUAGUUCUAGCUGGACUAAGGAGUAUGAAUGGAGUUUUGGAGUUUGUUGAUACUCAAGACAUGACUGUAAUGACUCAAACAGAGCAUUUUAUGGCCACUGAUGUGGAAUGGGAUCCGACAGGCAGAUAUGUUGUUUCUGCAGUUAGCUGGUGGGGUCAUAAGGUUGACAAUGGUUACUGGUUAUGGAAUUUCCAAGGUAUUCUUCAACAUAAACAACCUCUUGAGAAGUUUUGCCAACUCCAGUGGAGACCACGACCUGUAUCUUUACUGUCAGAAAAUAGAGUUAAGGAGAUAAAGAAGAAUUUUAAAACUUGGGCUCAAAAGUUUGAACAAGAAGAUAGCAUGAGAAAGAUGACUGCCUCUAAGGACAUGCUGGAGAAACGCAAGAAACUAAUGGAUGAUUAUCGAGAUUAUAGAAAGGUUAAAGAGCUUGAAUUUGCUAAGAUGAAGGAACUUCGUCUAGAAUUACGUUCAGGUGUGGACACAGAUGAAUUGCUUAACCAAGAAGAUAAUUUCACUGAAGAAACUAUUGAAUUUUUGGUCAAAGUAGAAGAGAAAGUUGUAGAGGAGUGAUCCGUUUUAGUGACUAGUGCUCAUUGGCGUGCUUGUUUGCACUCUGAUCUUUUUCUGCCGGCCCGCGAUUUGUUAUUCUUUGGAAUUCUUCCUUGAGACUACGGUCAAACUAAAGAGGAUUUGUCAGACACCUAAUAGCUGACAAGAAAUCAAAUUGUAUAUAGGAACAAUUUCUGUUUUAAUCUAUUUAACUUUUAACAUUGUCUGGAUAGUGAUAUAUUUCCUUGUCUCUGCUUGUUUAAGUAAUAAAUGCAUGUAAUUUAGUUCUGGGCACUUUUUAUUGCAGCAAGUUCUCAAUAAUGGUAUAUGUAUUGGAUACAGUGUACUUAGCUAACACUUAUGUAUCAUUGUCAUUGAUUUUGUUGGUAGGUUAUUUUUCAGGUCUUUAUUCUGUCCCAUAUAGGUUAUAUGGUGUAAUGAUUUAUUUUCAUUAACAUGUAUAGGAAUUGGUAUUUUUUUUUUCUUUUGAAGAAUAAAACUAAUAAAGUU
Messenger RNA from Physella acuta, 2674 nucleotides. RefSeq names its product eukaryotic translation initiation factor 3 subunit B. Gene Ontology annotation, cellular component: eukaryotic translation initiation factor 3 complex. Gene Ontology annotation, molecular function: translation initiation factor activity; translation initiation factor binding; RNA binding. Gene Ontology annotation, biological process: translational initiation. The record is from RefSeq and is a predicted model, not a curated record. Lineage: Eukaryota; Metazoa; Mollusca; Gastropoda; Physidae.